Messenger RNA from Rhipicephalus microplus (southern cattle tick), 4319 nucleotides. Its product is annotated as Importin 9. Gene Ontology annotation, cellular component: nuclear envelope; cytosol. NCBI's taxonomy places the organism in Eukaryota, Metazoa, Arthropoda, Arachnida, Ixodida, Ixodidae. Gene Ontology annotation, molecular function: small GTPase binding. The record is from RefSeq and is a predicted model, not a curated record. Gene Ontology annotation, biological process: protein import into nucleus.
ACCUGAAACAAUGCAAAAACAAUAUAAAUGUUACUUGCUUUCAGUAAAUAACUCGUGAAAUUUUUGUUGUUGUAUACAACACAUGAACUUCGCAUUUACUAAAUUUUAGCAGAAUAAUUUGCCAUAGUGUUUCGCCUUUUUUUUAUUUUAAGCAGCUGUGUCGGCCGGGUAGAACUGGUAGUUGUUCGGUGCUGUGUGCGCGCGAGUGAAGCUAGUCGCAGAACAGCUACCAGCCCCGUGGUAUAAAGUGAAGGGAUUUUUUUACAGCGAUACCGUGGACGUCAAUAACUCUGAUAGGUCUCAGAGCGGAUUCAGAGCGGGACCGGCCUUCCUGAGAGAGAGAUCUUUUGUCGGCAGAAAAAACACUUCCUCAUCAGAGAAAAGUUUAUUUUCCCGAUGGAGGCCAGUCUCCAGUUGAAAAGUUAGAAAAAUUUCUGCGUGCACUUAGCUGAGCUGACGGUGGACCCACAGUGCCCGUUCGCCAUACGUCAGUUGGCUUCGGUGCUCCUAAAGCAGUAUGUGGACACACACUGGUCCCGCAAUUCGGAGAAAUUCCGUCAACCAGAAGCGACGGACGAGGCCAAGGCGACCAUUCGGAAUCUCCUCCCCCUGGGGCUGAAGGAGUCGCUGAGCAAGCUGCGCUCAAGUGUGGCCUAUGCUAUCUCGGCCAUUGCUCAUUGGGACUGGCCCGAGGCAUGGCCGCAGCUUUUCGAGAUACUCAUGCAGGCGCUGAUGAGCGGCGACUCGAACACCGUCCAUGGCGCAAUGAGAGUUCUCACAGAGUUUUCUCGAGACAUUACAGAUAACCAGAUGUUCCAAGUGGCUCCUGUAGUGCUUCCAGAGAUGUACAAGAUCUUCACUCAGCCUCAGAAAUACGGCAUACGGACUCGUGGACGAGCUGUGGAAAUUUUUUCUACGUGCGCCCAAAUCAUUGCUACCAUGGGUCAUACGGACAAGAGCACGACCAAGACGCUUCUUUACCCGAUUUUGCCCCAAUUCACUGAGGCUUUCGUCGAGGCAUUGAAGAUACCUGAUGGCCCCACGUCGGACUGUGGCAUCAAAAAAGAGAUAUUAAAGGCAUUGACAGUUUUAGUAAAGUACGAACCCAAGCAGAUGUCGACCUGGCUUCCACACAUCUUGACGCCCGUAUGGAAUUCGCUCACAGAAAGUGCACACAUAUACGUGAGGACAGCCGUCAACGAUUCGGAAGAAGCUAAUGAUCCUGUAGACUCCGACGGCGAAGUCCUUGGCUUUGAAAACGUAGUCUUCAUGAUAUUUGAUUUUGUGAAUGCGCUUGUCGAAACACCGAGGUUUCAUGGCCUUGUCAAGAAGGGGCUGUCCGACCUGAUCUACUACAUAGUGUUCUACAUGCAAAUCACAGAAGAACAGGUUCGCACCUGGACGAGCAGUCCGGACCGAUUUGUCGAAGACGAGGAUGACGACACAUUCUCGUACUCUGUUCGAAUAUCAGCUCAAGACUUGCUUACGGUUUUAUUUCUGGAAUAUGAAGAUGAGAGUUCUCGGGGCCUGAGUGAGGCAGUUGCUAAGCAUCUUCAAGAAAGCAAUGCUGCGCGAGCCAGUGGAGACCGCAACUGGUGGAAAAUUCACGAGUCGUGCAUGCUUGCCCUUGGGAACUGCCAAGAUGCAUUUGUUCAGGGCGCCCCAGGUCACCAAAUAUUUGACAUUAGAGGCUUUCUUGAGUCGGUGGCACUGCCAGAUCUAAACACAACUGAUUCUCCAUUCUUGAUUGGUCGCUGUCUGUGGGUGGCAAGCAAAUAUGUCGCUUUCCAGACACCGGAAAUGACACAGAGGUUCCUCCAAAUGACUGUUGAGUGCCUGCAGCAGACGCAGUCGGCCACGUUACGAGUGUCCGCGGUUCGAGCGAUGUGGGGGUUCUGCGGGCACCUCAACAACCACAACCAGUCGAGCCAGCUCGCGCCGUUUCUGGCUCCCUUCACCGACGGGCUCAUAUCGCUGUCAACGCAAUUCUCUUCUGACGUUCUAGCCUUGGCCAUUGAGGCUUUGUCCGUUGUGAUUACAGUCGACCCGCAAUUCACGCAAACCGUCGAGAACAGGGUGUCGCCGCUUGCCAUUGCAGUGUUCCUGAAGUACAACAGUGACCCUAUCCUGGUGUCGAUAUGCCAGGACAUCUUCAAAGAGCUCUGCCGCAACCCCCUCUGCUGUGGAGCGUUGCAGCAGCGGUUGCUCCCGACAAUAAUCUCGAUCCUCCAAGCAUCCCUGGACAAGAUACCAUCUGGUCUGCAGGCUGUCUCCCUUGACGUUCUCCAGACGAUUGUCCGUAGCAGUGCGCCACCGCUUGCGGAACCCCUCAUCACGCAGGCAUUUCCCACGGUGGUACAGUGCGUCAUGCUCACGGACGACAAUGCAACGUUGCAGAAUGGUGGAGAGUGCAUCCGGGCGUAUGUGUCAGUUGCAUAUGACCAGGUUGCUGCCUGGAGGGAUGAACAGGGUCAAACGGGGCUUUACUACAUUGUCAAGGUUGCUCAACACCUGUUGGACCCCAAGACACCAGAGUCUGCAGCCAUGUUUGUGGGCCGACUGGUGUCAGCGGUCAUCUCGAAAGCGGGCCUCUCCCUGGGUGACGGCACUGAGCUGCUGCUCCGGGCAGUCCUCAGCAAGCUUCAGCAGAGCGAGACGCUAUCCGUGAUUCAGAGUUUGGUGCUGGUGUUUGCACAUCUUGUGCACACCCAGAUGUCGGCAGUCCUCGACUUUCUUUCGGGUGUACCGGGACCGACGGGCCAGUCGGCACUAGCGUUCGUCCUCGCGGAGUGGUGCUCUAGGCAGGCACUUUUUUAUGGAACGUACGAGACCAAAGUCAGCAUACUGGCAUUAUGCAAGCUUCUGGAGCAUGGAAUUCAGACUAACGACUCUCGUCUGGUGAGCAUCAACGUCAAAGGGGACCGGGUGAUCAAUGCGAACGAAGGCAUCCGGACAAGGUCCAAGAGUGCUGCUAAUCCAGACCAGUGGACAGAGAUUCCAGUCUUGGUGAAGAUUUACAAACUUAUGAUUCACGAGCUGAGCAACUGUCUCGACCAUGCAACGGCUCACAAGGAUGAGGAUGAAUCUGAGGAUGAAGAAUGGGAGGAAGAAGGCGAUAUGGAAGGAGAUGCCCAGGAGAACAUCAUGCGGAACUUUGCCCCUGCCUCGGACUAUGCAGUGUUCGACCCAGACGAUGACGAUGACAGCGACGACCCCGACGCCAUGGCCGACCCCAUUUCGCGCGUGGACGUGCAGUCGUGCCUUGUCCAGUUCCUCGCCGGGCUUUCCCGGCAGCCAUUCUACGGCAAGUUUUCUGAGCACCACACCCCUCAGGAGCUGCAGGUUCUUCAGAGCGCCGGUGUACUGGCGUGACAAGUGGAACCGCCGUCAUCGCCUCCGUCUCCGCGUCAUCCCUGACUUUCUCCAGUUCCUCGUACCCUCUUGUUUUGGAACUGGGAAGUGGCACAAGUUCUGCAUCGUGCCCCUCUCUUCAUAUGCCUUCAGUAGUGUGUACAUAUGACCCAGUCGAGGUGUACAGUAGCUUGACGACCGCCUGGUUUGUGGUUGUAACGCUUAGGUUGGUUGCAGCUAUUCCAUUUGGUGGCGAUUAUUUGCGGUGUGUGCUGCUGAGUGAAUCAAAAGUAUCGACAGCGUGAGCUGGGCGGAGUGCGAUGUCACCUGUGCACCGACGUGCGACUCACGAUGACUCCGCAAGCGUGUUGUGUCACUCCGCCUGUCCAAAGAUUGCGUGUGAUGUGAAACCAUUUGUAGGCGUUCGCUCAAUCAGAUGUGAAUGCUUACAGAGACACAGAGAAGCCGUCACUUAGCCUUUGCUGCUUGGAUCAGGUUUCGUAAUUCAAGUCCGCUAUACUGAAGCAUGUUGAUUUUCUUGAUGUCUGUGCAGCUCACUUUAAAGCUCUCUGUAGAGUGUGAGCAAGCAUAUUUGCAUAAUUCGGUAACCACUAAUAAUAAUACUAAUAAUCUAAUUUCCACCAAUACAGUGGUAAGGUGUUUCUAUUUGUGCUAUUGGUUAUUUUAAUUUUUUACAGCAAGCAUAAUUGAGCAAGCUUUUAUGAUGAAUGGCGUUCACUAAUCAACCUGCUGGAAUUGAAAUAGAUGCUGCGCUUCCUACAUUUGUGACAGAAUGUGUAUACAGUUAAACCUGCUUAUAACGAACCUUCAUAAAACGAAUUCCUGGAUAUAACGAAGUUUUUCUAUUCCCCGCUAUCGCUCCAUAGGAGCACAUGUAUUUGUGACCUCUAUGUAACAAAGUAACUGCGGGAGGCAAUUUUGAUAAAACGAAUUUUCCCCACGGACAA